AUGCUUCAACCACCGAUGGUAGUCCAGACCGAUCAACUUGAUCAAGGCGCGGAUCUUCGGCAAACGCUGUCAUGUCUGAUCCCCACGUUUCUGAAUGCCAUCAACUACGCGUCGCCUCCAGAAGUUGACAAGAAAGCAUUGAGGAUAGCUCUCCUCGACAGAGCUCUCCGGUGCGGUGUCCAUCUCGAAGCCGACGAUGCCUCGCAAAUGCGAUUCGAGGCCGGACUAGCUGUCGCUGCCGAAAUGUAUCCUCUCCACCCCCUCGAAAUCCAGAUCCACAUCGGUCUCUUUACCUGGUACGGCUUCAUCAUCGACGACAAGAACGUCGAGCUAGGGCCAGACCUAGAACAAUUCCAGACACGGCUUCUGAUGGGAGAACAGCAGCCCUCGGCACUUUUACAGGCUUUUGCCGAAGUGCUCAAGUCGACAAAGAAGUACUACGACCCAAUAGUCGCCAACUUAAUCGUGCUAUCCGCUCUAGCCUUUGUCAACUCCAACGCUAUUGAGAUCCGGCCGCAGUACCACACAAUCGUCCUAUCAAAAGAAACAGUCAGCUGGCCCUACUAUUUUCGAGAUAAAGAGGGCCUUCCAGAGGUGUAUACCUAUUUCUGCUUCUACAAGGAGACAUGUCCGGAUAUCGCGUGCUUCCUGCCGGCUGCGCCCGAGAUGGGCAAGUUUAUCAACCUGACCAAUGACAUAUUAUCGUAA
This is a messenger RNA of Colletotrichum abscissum, 708 nucleotides long. RefSeq names its product longiborneol synthase. The transcript is spliced from 2 exons. Bases 1 to 708 code for a protein of 235 amino acids. NCBI's taxonomy places the organism in Eukaryota, Fungi, Ascomycota, Sordariomycetes, Glomerellales, Glomerellaceae. The record is from RefSeq and is a predicted model, not a curated record.